Molecule: messenger RNA, 3000 nt
Organism: Aspergillus calidoustus
Lineage: Eukaryota; Fungi; Ascomycota; Eurotiomycetes; Eurotiales; Aspergillaceae
Source: the annotation of a GenBank genome assembly
AUGCCCCACCCGAAACCUAACCACGCCCCGAACAAAAAACGCCGCCGCGAGCCCGUAAACGUCGACACGAAGCUCGUGGAGAUCUACGAGGAUCUCGCGAGCGAGAAUGACGAGAUCCGGUUAAAGGCCGCGCAGGCGCUUGUGUCACAGUUCACGCCGGAUAAGAAGCCGGCGGACGAGCAGAUUAGAAAGGCGCUGCAACGAUUGUUUCGUGGGCUCUGCAGCAGUCGCAAGGCGGCGCGAGUGGGCUUUUCGAUUGCAUUGACAGAAGUGCUCGCGCAGGUGUUCUCGAAAGAGGGCGUGGAAUCUCGCGAAGAGGAUAUUACUGUUGACGGGGUGCUGGGGAUCUGGGAGGGGGUUUCGCAUGCGACGGGCGGUGAAUCCGGGCAGGAAGUGCGAGAUCACCAUUUCGGGCGGCUCUUUGGCGCAGAGGCCAUCAUCAAGUCCGGGAUCUUGUACAGUCCCAAGAGCCGCAUUGCGGAGUGGACAAAGGUCCUAGAGCUGGUCCUCGACCUUGCGAAGAAGAAGCCUUGGAUUCGGGAAGAGUGCGGCUGGAUUAUUUACCGCUCCAUCUACGAUCUUUCGGCGCAGAAGGCUGACUCGAAACUCGUGGAGAUUGCGCUCGAGAGUCUCUGCUCCAACGACCUGGCGCGGACGCCCGAGGGUGUUGCGACGUGGGUGGCCGCAAGGGAUCUGUUCCCGGGAAUCGGCUUCCCGAAUAAGGUCUGGAAGCAUGAUGAUCCAUUGGAUUCGAAGGAGAGGAACCAGCUGGCAAAGGUCAUGAAGGAGUCCGAGCCUGCGGGAGAUAGUGAAGGUCCUAAGGUGUCGGGCGUGUGGAACUCAAAGCUUCACUUUGCUUGGGAUGCCGUGGUUAACAGCCUGAACUCCGUGAGCGAAAAGCCUUCGAAGUCUACAAGGCUUAGUUUUGCCGAUUUCUGGCUGGAGGUUGUUGAUAACGGUCUAUUCGCCUCUGCAUCAUCCGAAGAACGCAAAUACUGGGGUUUCCUACUUUUCGUCAAAGUCCUUAACGAGCAAAACCUCCAAGUCGCUUCCCUUGUCUUUACGAAGAACCUUGUCCGCUGUCUCACAAACCAACUCGCCGUCGAAGACCGCUACCUCCACCGGAUGGCCAUUAAAGCCUCGAAAGCUAUCCAAGCCCGCGUAUCCAAGGAGCCCGAAUUCGCAGCCGCCUCCGUAAAGGGCCUAAUGGGCACCGCCGGCUCCGUUAACUUCGACCAAAUCACAAAGACCAAGACAAUCGAGAAGAUCGUAUCCGAGGCGAACGUGGAGGCGCUCAACCAGAUACUGCCUCUUUUCGAGAGCCUCAUUGCGUCCCCGGGGACAAGUGACAGCAAGGCCGCUGCAUCGAGUCGCCAGGUUCUUGCCGGCUUGCUCUUGUCGAUGGUUCGAGCGCGCGUUUCCGCAAGCGAUGCAGCGGAUGAGGGGUCUGAAGCUGUGCUCGAGAGGAUUCUUGUUAUCUUUGCCCGAUUCGCCUACUUUACCAGCGACGAGGAUAAGGGUUCUGUGCAGCCGUCGCUCACUCAGCAAACGCAGGAGCUGUUCCGGAGCAGAAUCAACUCGUGCCUGAAUAGCAUCAUUGCGGCUCACAAGCACGCUUCAACGCUUCCGUAUGCGGUUGUUCGCAAGAUCCGCGAUGCGGCCAAGUCUGAGGAGUUUGGACCGUUCAUCAUCGCCAUGGACGAUGUGCUGAAGGAUUCGGUGAAGGGUGCGUUCAAGGCGCUGAAGAAGCUAUCUGGAAUGGACAAACCCUCCAACCAAGCCGGAAUCGACGCCUUCAAACUCCUCUACUCAAUGACAAUCCUACAAGUCUACAACGGCGACGCGGAUGCCGUCUCCAUGCUUGGCGAGCUUGACUUUUGCUACAGCAAGAUCUUCGGAGACAAGAAGUCGAAGAAGGGCAAGGAGGGAGAAGAAGAGACAUCAGAGGCCUCGGAUGCUCUUGUUGAGAUUCUGCUUAGUUUCGCGUCAAAGCCCUCGCAGCUUUUCCGCCGCAUGAGCGAGCAAGUCUUUACGGCGUUUGCGCCGAAUGUUACGGCUACGGGGUUGGAGUCGUUGACUUCGAUUCUUGAAGCGAAAGAAAGUCUCGCGGGCCAGCAGGAGAUGUUCGACCAACAGGACGACGAAGAAGGCGAAGGCGACGAAGACGAGGAGGACGAGGACGAGGACGAAGACAUGAUGGAUGCCGACAGCGACGUGGAAAUCAUCAAUGCCGACGAAGAUGCCGCCUUAGAAGCCUCAGAAAACGAAGAUGAUGAGGGCGACGAAGAGAUUGACGAAGAAGACGCGGCCGAAAUCGCCGCCUUCGAAGCCAAACUCGCCUCCGCAUUGGGCACCCACCGCGCAGACCAGGACCUCAAUGCGGCAUCGGACUCCGAAUCCGACGCAGAAAUGAACGACGACGAGAUGGAAGAAAUCGACACGGCGCUCGUCAAGGUCUUCCGCGCGCGCCGCGACGCUCUGAGCAAGAAGAAGGACAAAAAGGACGCCAAGGAGACUAUGGUCAACUUCAAGAACCGCGUGCUCGACUUACUCGAGAUCUACGUGAAGAAGUGCCACUCGUCGCUGCUCGCGCUGGACCUGCUUCUCCCGCUGUUACGGCUUACGCGGCGCUCGUCUGUCAAGCAGAUUAGUAACAAGGCGAACGCGGUGCUGCGGGAGUACACGAAACUCUGCAAGGGGAAUGCGGUCCCGGAGCUGCAAGAGGCGGAUACCGAGGCUGUCUGGGAUUUGUUGAAGGAUAUCCAUGCUGAGGCGAUGCACAGUGGGCCUCGGGCGCAUGGGUCCGGAUGUAGUCAGGCGAGUUUGCUUGUUGUCAAGGUGCUUGUUGCGCAUGACACGGAGGCUGUUGGUCGGGUUGUGGACGUCUACGGCGAGACGCGCAAGGCACAGUUGCUCAAUCGGAAGUGCCAUGUGCAGCCUGGGCUGUUUACUGACUGGAAUAACUGGUGUGUGUCGGCGAGUAAGCUAAUAAAGACUUAG